CUCGGUCGCCCGAACAAUGUAACCGCUCCGGGAGCGAGGAGCCUGCAGAUGUUCCUGGUUCUAUCACCUUUCAUAAUGCUUUGCAGUCUCAUGGUCCGCCUGAUCGCAUUGCCUAUGCAUCCCCCACAAUCCCAUGUCCCCUGGCGGAUGCGAUCAUGCAUCCUACUCCCGUGGAUGGGGACGAUGGCUUGACUAUUCUAUUCGGGGCUGCUAUGCGAGAUGGUCGGACUUCACGUGAGAACACCAGCCGGAGUCAACCUCAUGGCCUUCUCCCAUCCAAUAUCCAAACAUCAAAUCCAUCUCCCGGCUCCGCUUCUCCAGCGACAGAGGAAUCUUAAUGAGAUCGCCUGACCAUUCGACGAAACUGAAGAUCUCUACCGCCUCAAAUGACGACCUCAAUUUGAGGAACUCCUGUCGCUUUGUACGCAUGGGCUGGUUGGCUGCAUACGAGGCCAUCACACUUAUCGAUGCAUUUUUCACGAAUAUGUGCCCGUUAACAGCGGUGUUUACCCCUUAUUAUGCAGAUCACGCCAACCAUCGUCGACUUCUCUCCCAAGAUCCUUUCCUCUGCACAGUGAUACUGAUGCUCUCGGCUCGCUACCAUAUCCUUCCAGGUCCAUGCGCUUGGGGAAGAACUUUGGCAAUCCACAAUAGGCUUUGGCACCAUUGUGAGAACCUGCUGUUGAGGCUCAUUCUGGGCCAGUACAAAGACAAAGAAUGCAACCUGCGAAGCUUAGGUACUCUUGAAGGAUUACUUUUGUUGACAGAAUGGCACUCCAGAUCGUUGCACCAUGCGCCAGACAUGGAAGGCUGGGACGCCGGUCUGAUUGUAGAACCCACCCCUUACGUUGACUUCGCGAAGCUUGGUUACGACAUAAUCGAUAGUCAGAGAUGGCAAAGCUAUUAGACCGGCAGACGAGGGCUUGGAUAGAACUCAACAGACUGUCUGCAACGAUUACAGAGGUUCUCUAUCUUUCCCCUGCUGCGGCUCAGAAUCUAGCUAGCAACAGGCACUACAGUGGACUGCUAGACCACUUCAAUUUGAUGUUCGAUCAGUGGCACGACAAGAUAUUCCAAGAUGGAGGUACGUGGGAAUUCAGUGACCUUUUCAGAAUGAAUUUGCCAGUCUCGCAUUUAACGUGUAUGGCGGAUGUGACCACUCGAUUUUCAGAUCUUCUCGUGAUAGAGUACUACCGGAUCCGAGUUCAUACCAACGCCCUCGGCAUACGGGCCCCUAUUGAGAGACUAACAGCCAACAAGCGGCAUGGCGCCGAUCAUCCUAUCUUACAACAGCCACUCCUGAGGGGCAGAGAAAGUGUCUAUAUCCAAGAGGUAAUGGUUGGGGCCUGCGCCAUGCUUUCCAAGGUCACAGAGCUGGCCGACCUGGGCGUACUAAGAUUUUGCCCUGUCCGGACAUUCUUAUGCGUGGUUAGUACUUCUAUGCUUCUCCUUGCUACCGUCCAUCUCGGGUGCGCGACAGUGGAGGACGAGGGUAUCUUUGAGCUCAUGGAUCGAGCCACUUCAGGCCUUCGUUCAUGUGUCGUCGACGACCUUCAUCUCAGUUCUAGAAUUGGCACUCUUCUUGAGAUUCACGUGAGAAAACUGCGCUUGAAGCGUUCCCGUAAGCUACGGACAGAUGCAGCCUCCGGGCAUGUCGACACACUGAAUAACUCUCAGGUGGACACAGCGUACGUUGCUGGUGAAGAGCCUCAUGCCAUGGAUGAUCAUCAACAGUCUCUCGACCCGGAUUUUGCACUGUCGGAUGUCAACUUUGACUUUCCCCAGGAGCUUUCAGACGACAUAUGGGGGUUUCAAAUGCCGACACCAUUCGCUCCACUUCAUCACAACACUGCCCGAGAGAGUGAAGGCCCCCAUUUCAAUCAGAGCUUGUGA
Molecule: messenger RNA, 1893 nt
Organism: Exophiala xenobiotica
Lineage: Eukaryota; Fungi; Ascomycota; Eurotiomycetes; Chaetothyriales; Herpotrichiellaceae
Exons: 2
Coding region: 892-1893 (333 amino acids)
Biological process (GO): positive regulation of transcription by RNA polymerase II; aromatic amino acid catabolic process
Cellular component (GO): nucleus
Molecular function (GO): DNA-binding transcription factor activity, RNA polymerase II-specific
Source: RefSeq, a predicted model, not a curated record